UUCUAUGGAAGUAAAUAUGAUAAUGAUGAGCUUCAGAAAUAUUUACUGGAGAUAGUAACAGAUGCAGAAGAUGUUUUGGUCAGAAUAACUCUACGUAUCAAAGAUCUUAAAACCAGAAAAGGAGGGAGGGUUAUAGUAUCUGUUGAUAAAAUAAUUAAUCAUGUAUAUAACCUUACUUCUGACUCUGAUACGACCUCGAAUUCAAACACUUCUUUUAAUUCAGAUACUUCAGCAACAGAGGAUAUGCAUAGGAUCGAAGUGGUAAGCUCAAAGAGUCAUUGUUCUGCAAUAAGAAAACGCCCCAUUCGAAAGCGUAAAGUAAAAGGUAGAGUUAAUUAUUGCUAUGUAAAUUUCACUACACUCUGGAACAUGAUAGUUAAACCAGAACAAUCACAUCAUGGUGGGAUGCUAUAUAUAUCUGUGAUAAUUUUCCUUGUUUUACUUUUGAUUCUAGACAUGGACACUGAUUAUCGCUAG
This is a messenger RNA of Ambispora gerdemannii, 477 nucleotides long. NCBI's taxonomy places the organism in Eukaryota, Fungi, Glomeromycota, Glomeromycetes, Archaeosporales, Ambisporaceae. The record is from the annotation of a GenBank genome assembly.